Molecule: messenger RNA, 264 nt
Organism: Lachancea dasiensis
Lineage: Eukaryota; Fungi; Ascomycota; Saccharomycetes; Saccharomycetales; Saccharomycetaceae
Source: the annotation of a GenBank genome assembly
AUGGACACCCUCAACAGCAGAGAACAACAAGAAUUCCAAAAAGUUGUAGAGCAGAAGCAGAUGAAGGACUUCAUGAGACUUUACUCGAACCUGGUCGAGAGGUGUUUCACCGACUGCGUGAACGACUUCACCUCGGCCAAGCUCACCAACAAGGAACAAACCUGUAUUUUGAAGUGUUCCGAGAAAUUCCUUAAGCACAGCGAGCGUGUGGGGCAACGUUUCCAGGAGCAAAACGCCGCUUUGAGUCAAAGCAUGAGGCGUUAG